UUAAGUGGAGUGGAGAGCCUUUUUCCCACGUCACACAAUCACACACACAUAAACACAUACGCACGCUGGUGAUGACGAAAGCAGGGACCGCCCUCCUCUCUUUCUCACUGUUGUUACCUUAUUGCUGUUGGAGCUGCUCAUCUUCCUCAGCAUCACUCAGAGCGCACUUAGGGAUGGAUGGCUGAGAGGAGGAUGAUGAAGAUGCUGAUGCUGAGGAGGGUGGUCCUGUUGAUGAUGGUAUUGGUGCUGAUGAUGAUGAUGAUGGGACUGACGUUGCUGGAUGCCAGAUCGGAGUAGAAUAGUAGUAGUUAGGCUUCGCUAGAAGUGCAGAAGAAGGUGUUGGAGCUCCAAAAAAACUUUUUGUUUGUGUUUUUAUCGUUUUUCCAUAUAUUUUUUCUUGACAGUUUUGUCCAUUUUUUUCCUUCACUUAUGUCUCGCAAACUCCCCCACCAUGACUACAGCCUCCGCAGCAUGAGCAACCUGCUGGGCGAGAGGCGCAAGAAGGCGAGCGACGACGGCGAGAGGAGCCUGAUCACCGGCGGUGGAGGGGCGGGGGCUUCCAGCCUCAGCAGCCCGGGCGCGGUGAGCUCCUCCUCGGCUUCGCUCAGCUCCGCGGCCGCGGGUGGCUCUGGAGCUCCCGGAGCUUCUGGAGACCCGGAGCGGGCAGCUCGCAAGCAGCUCCAGCAGGACGACACGCCGGCCUUCGUGUACGUCCUGGCCGCCUUCUCGGCUCUGGGGGGCUUCUUGCUGGGCUACGACACGGGCGUGCUCUCGGGGGCGGUGCUGCUGCUCAAACGCGAGAGCAACGUGACCGCGCUGUGGCAGGAGCUGCUGGUGUCCGGAGCCGUGGCCGCGGCGGCGCUGUCCGCGCUGGCUGGCGGCGCUCUGAACGGGCUGCUCGGUCGGAGGGUCUGCGUGCUGCUCGCCAGCUGCGUCUUCGCCAUCAGCGGCGUGGUGCUCAGCGCGGCGCCCGGCAAGGAGGUGCUGCUCGUGGGGAGGCUGCUGGUGGGACUCGGGCUCGGGAUCAGCUCUAUGACGGUUCCAGUCUAUAUCGCCGAGGCCUCCCCGCCGCAUCUGAGAGGACAGCUGGUCACCGUCAACACGCUCUUCAUCACAGCUGGCCAGUUUGUGGCCAGUCUCAUUGAUGGAGCCUUCAGCUAUGUGCAGCACGGAGGAUGGAGGUAUAUGCUAGGUCUAUCUGCAGUACCCGCUCUGGUUCAGUUCUUCGGGUUCCUCUUCCUUCCUGAAAGUCCUCGCUGGCUCAUCCAGAAGGGACUUACCCAGAAGGCCCGGCGAGUGCUCAGCCAGAUCCGCGGAAACCAGAACAUCGACGAGGAGUAUGAGAGCAUCAAGAGCAGCAUCGAGGAAGAGGAGAAAGAUUGUGGAGGAGAUGGCCCAAUUCUGUGGCGUAUGCUGACCUACCCUCCAGCACGGCGCGCUCUGAUCGUGGGCUGCGGACUCCAGAUGUUCCAGCAGCUCUCUGGCAUCAACACGGUCAUGUACUACAGCGCCACCAUCCUGCAGAUGUCCGGAGUGCGGGACGACAAGCUGGCCAUCUGGCUGUCCUCGCUGACCGCUCUCACCAACUUUCUGUUCACUCUGCUGGGGGUGUGGCUGGUGGAGAAGGUGGGCAGAAGGAGACUGUCUCUGGGCAGCAUCAUUGGUACGUCUGUGAGUCUUUGUCUCCUGGCGUUUGGUUUCUUGUUGUCCGCCCAGCACUCUCCCCCCGUCACCAUCCACCCAACUGACCCGUCCCUGGCCAACUCCAGCUGCACCAGAUACCUGUCAUGUGAGCCGUGUAUGCUGGAUCCAAGCUGUGGUUUCUGCUACCAGCAGAACAGCACUGCUGUGUUCGCUGCCUCCUGCGUCCCAGUCAAUCAGGCCUCCACUGAGAGAGCAGCGUGGGGCAGGUGCUCCAACUCUACCCAGUCAGCGGAUCACAGUCUCUGGGCUUAUAACUUCUGCCCCACCUCCUACUCCUGGGUGGUGCUUCUGGGACUGAUCCUGUACUUGGCUUUCUUUGCUCCAGGACUAGGACCAAUGCCUUGGACUGUCAACUCAGAGAUCUACCCUCUGUGGGCCAGAAGCACAGGAAACGCCUGUUCAGCUGGAGUGAACUGGACCUUCAACGUACUGGUGUCCCUGACAUUCCUCCACUUAGCACAGUACCUCACCUAUUACGGUGCGUUCUUUCUGUACUCCAGUCUGUCUCUGCUGGGCUUCUUCUUUAUUUACGGCUGCCUGCCCGAGACCAAGGGCCGACGGCUGGAGGAGAUCGAGUCGCUCUUCGAGAGUCGGCUGUGCUCCUGCGGUGCCUCAGAUUCAGACGAGGGCCGGCAAGUGGAGUAUAUCAGGGUCAAAGGAUCAAAUUACCACCUGUCGGACAACGACGCCUCAGAUGUCGAGUAACACUGUAACGCCAGCUCUAAGAACACAACUGUGAAUCCUCUCUCGGGCUCGGUUCAGGGCUGAUGAAGAGCAGAGGGAGAGAACGAAUCGGUCCUUAGCUUCUCCCCACCCUGACACCAGGUCCGUCUGAACCAGUCGGGUUGCAUCUUGCGCAUACAGCCGUCCACCAUGAUUGAAGAAAAUGGAGUUGCUGAUGAAGAGCACAACCGAGCGCACCCACUCACCAAGUCAGCUUUUGUCUGAGGUCAUCACAUGGUCUACAUUUUUUGAGUUGUGGUACAAUGCAGAUCAAUAAUAUACCAACGUCACUGUUUUAGUGGCUAUUUCAUUUCCAUAACACAGAAAAUUGCCUACAGUUAAUGGUGAAGGUAGAAGAAGAUGGUAACCCUAUUUUCCCUACAAUGUUAAGUUAACCCUCCUGUUAUGCUGUGGGUCAAACUGACCUGUUUCAAUAGUUAAAAAAAAAAAAAAAAAAAAAAACUUGGUUAUAUCAUUAACCCCUUUCUGCAGGAAUUAAUUAGUUUAAUACACAAAAAAAUGCGUUUAUACCCCACAAAUACUGUUCAGAUCAUACAGAGGAUACAAAGGAUUAAAAAAUAAACAUAAUUUGAAUUAAUUUCAAAACUUAAAUACAAUGUGAUUGAUUUUCUUUUUAUAAAAAUUAGUGAACCAUAAUAAGUAAACUAAGGAUGCAUUUAAUUAAUUUUUUUUUGGGCCCAAAAGGUAACAUGUGGCCAAAGGAUAAAUUUUACCUGAAUUUCCCCUUUUUCACCAUUGAAUAAAUUAAACAGCCUAAAUGUAUUUUGUUUUUUUGGAAACUGGAUAUUUUUAACAUUCCUAUGACUUAAACAAUUUAAUCAUUGUUUGAUAUGAAUUAUUAGUUUUUUUUCACUUAUCUAUACAACUGAAUACUUGUUCACUUUUUCACAUUUGACCAAAUAAUACAUUCGGUUAUUUGGGGCAUUCCUAAAGUACACCAUGUAAUCAUUUUUUAUUGAACUAAACAGAAAUUAAAUUAAUUAAUACUUAAGACUAUAAGUGUCUGUAUAGAAAAAUACUUUACAUUUGGAUGGCUACCUGUGCCCCAUGUCAAUCUGAACCAGAAACAUUAAUGUUGUUUCAUUACUGCUGAAAACUUAACAGGAGGGUUAACCUUACAAGUUGCAUUUAUUGUCAGAGAUAAAAGCUUGGUCAGUACCACACUUGGGUUUGUAAGUCAGAGGGAAGAUAUUUUAUAAUGAUUUGAUUUUUAAUGAAAAGUUUUAGAGUCUUGUUUUGAGCCUUAAUGUUUUGUCAUUUUCUUGACAUUGAAACAAAUGGAGAAAAGCAGGAAUUGCCGAGUUGACCUCAAUAUAGAAUGUAAAUGUUAGAGGUGUGCCAAAAAAUCGAUUCACAUAAGAAUCUUGAUUCUCAUUUACUACGAUUCAGAAUCGAUUUAAAAUGUCCCAAAAUCGAUUCUGAGGGGCGGGUUUUAGACUGAUUUUGGGCUGGGUAUUUUUGUUGGACCUGGCAACCCUGGGGAUAGCGCUUGUCCCUUUGGAGAUCUUCCAGACACACACAGAGCGUAGGUGUUUGAGAAUCACCGGUAAGAUGGCAGAACAAGCACUAUAUUACCUUAGAUUAACGUGUAGUUUCAAUGUUUUAUGGCAGAAUGCUUCAUAACAAGCAUAAAAAAGAUCGCUAGUAGUUAGUUUCAGUAACUGUUAGCUAGCUAACUAGCUAACUUUCCAGUUCCACCUUAAAUAACGCUACAGGUGGCAGCGGGCUGCAGCAUUUAAGGCGGAACGGAAAAAUAACAAUAAGCUAAUCAGAGCUAAUUUCAGCUCCUCAUCACAGAGGAAUUAAGGAAUGGACAAUAUGAAUUAAUUUCUCCACCUCCUGCCCCCUUUCUGAAGAAAUACAACCACCUUAAAUUAACUAGUUAAUCAGCAGCUGCUCCUGAACUUUAGCGCUCCACUGCUAUCAUCACAUCAGCCCAGCAGCGUCACCUACACACCACCGCUAGUAGCCUGGUAAUAAAGCAGUGUUAUUUAUUUAUGUAUUUAUUGUUCAUUAACGUCAUUGUGAUAUCCCAGUGAUUCCUCUGUCACUGAGGACCCACAUUCCUGCACAUUUUAUUGUUUUUGUAACACAUUACUUGCUCCAG
This is a messenger RNA of Astyanax mexicanus (Mexican tetra), 4555 nucleotides long. RefSeq names its product proton myo-inositol cotransporter. The transcript is spliced from 10 exons. Gene Ontology annotation, biological process: transmembrane transport. The record is from RefSeq and is a predicted model, not a curated record. Gene Ontology annotation, molecular function: myo-inositol:proton symporter activity. NCBI's taxonomy places the organism in Eukaryota, Metazoa, Chordata, Actinopteri, Characiformes, Acestrorhamphidae. Bases 430 to 2409 code for a protein of 659 amino acids. Gene Ontology annotation, cellular component: membrane.